AUGUCCCCUCGAGCUCUGGAAUCCCGGCACUCCAUAGAAUCCUGCACUUUACACCUUCACAGCUGGAGACCCUUCCAGCUUCCUCCCGUCACUAUUCCCAAAACCCUAGACUCUGAUUCUUCGAAACCCUACUCCUCCGCCACCGCCACCGCCACCGCCGCCGGUAAUGUCUUCCGAAGCAAGCGCCCCUGCCGCGCCGAUCGUCGGACGUCAUCCUCUUUUGCAAUUGAAUCGCUCGACAUGUCCAGGCUGAGCUUGUUCGACGAUGAUCGCGCUUUGUCAUCGGCCUCUGCGGUAAACAAGCAGCGCGACGGUAUGCGGUGGUUCGCCAGGAAGCGCCGCCGUCGUGGGUCUAGGUCGGUUUCGGGGAGGAGUAGUGAUCGGAGCGGGACUCAUCGCCGCCGUUGCUGCUCCGUUGGGGCGUCUGUGGCGUAUGGUACUUGCUCUGAUUUUCCGAUGGUGACCGGGGGGACUGAUUCGAGCGGGGAGCUUUUUGUGAACGGGGAUUCCAAUUGGUCGUCGGACGUUAGUGAGGCAGCCAGGAAUAAUAACAAUGGUGUAACCAGGAGGGAAAGGGAUAACGCAGCGAGUGGCGAGAAAGAGAAUAUCAGUUCUGGGUUUGGGAACAAUGGGAAUUUCGACAACCAGGGCGGCCAGGGGAAUGAAUCUGGUUAUGGCAGUGAACCGGGUUAUCGAGGCGAUGCUGAAUUUGGGUAUGGCGAUGAGUUUGAUGAGGAAGAGGAUGAUCCACGUCUUCCCUUCUGGGGGGAGCAAUUUGGAGAUUCGAUUUCCAAAUUGGAGAGGGUCGGAGAGAACACACUGCAGAAGACUCAUCAUAGAUGUCGACGUAAGAAACAUGAUUUGAGAAUGAUUGACGCUUUGAGGGCCACUUCAAACAAUGCUUUGCCAAGUCCAAAUCGCGCUGUAAACAUUGUGCGGAGGACAACUUCUGACAAUGACAUUGAUGCUGCUGGGAUUCUUGGGAAUGAUCAACUUACCAAUGCUGUUCAUGGUGGGUUUUUUUACCCAUGA
This is a messenger RNA of Oldenlandia corymbosa var. corymbosa, 1032 nucleotides long. NCBI's taxonomy places the organism in Eukaryota, Viridiplantae, Streptophyta, Magnoliopsida, Gentianales, Rubiaceae. The record is from the annotation of a GenBank genome assembly.